UAUAUAUAUAGAAAUUGCAAUAUGCUUCUUGUAACAGUUCACAGCAUUACUGCACCUAAUAGAAAUGUCUGUUAGUAGUAUUGGAGUUCACAGCACUGUUGUUUUCUAAAAAUCCAACGUCACUAAUAGCAAUUGCAUCAUCAAAAUUUGGAGUUGGCGCACGCUAUCCGUCUUCCACCGACAAUUUAGAUUCCAAGCACGUCUGUGUUUGUUAGGCACGUCACAAAGUGACGUAGGGAUCAAUCACGGCUGUUUUAAAAUGUAUUUAUUUUGUGUCCAGUUCCAGCAUUUGUCCACAAAGUAAAUUAUAGAUCCAGUGCAAAUUAAAUCAAUUAGUGGAAAGGGGAGCGAUUCUCUUUGAUUCAAAACUACUGCACAGGUAUGUAUUUGUCAAAAACAGUAGGGUAGUUAAUUUAGGCUGAAAAAUAACAACUUUUGGAGUAACUAGGUUCCAAGUGUCAAAUAUAUGUCCACUUCUAUGAAUACAAAGCUUUAGUGCAAACGUAAGCAAAACAAAAAGUGAACUCCUCUGCCAUUUAUCGCUAUGCAACUGACAACACGGAACCACCGCGUAAAACAGUUUCUCAGUGCUCUAAAUAAACAGCCUGUCUAACCCAUGGCCUUUAAAAUAACGACAGCCACGUAUGCUGAGUGUUUCUGAAAACAAAUCUUAAAACACUCACUCAGAAAAUUGUAUUCUAUUUUGAUCACGUAUUCACUUCAUCAAUUAACAAUAAAUAUAUACAUAUAUAAUUAAACGUGAUUAGGUCUUCUAUUGUCAAACACACGAAAACAGUAACAACAAUCUACUUGAAACAAAUAGAAAAGUUUAUAGUCGCGUUUAUCAACACUAACUCUGACCUCUCGAUAAACCCAACAUCUGUUAAACGUUCCUUUCUGCUUGUAUCUUCCUUUGCCCUUGCAAGUCAACAACAGCAGCGGCUGUUAAAAUCUCCAGUUAUUGAUCCCUUAUCAUCAAGUCCGUUCCAAACGUCCCCCCUCGGAAAGGACGCACCGGCUCCUGAAGUCCUAACAGUUGUUUCUUUCAGAAUGUUCCAUAUCCGUAUAUUUUGUUUCUGGUUAAAACGUAAUAGUCCAAACGAAACCCGGGCGAUUGCUCUCCAUCUCGGUUACAGAAAGGAAAACACAAAUGAAAACAUUAUUUUAACAUUUCGCUCCAGCACAAAGGCGUCCUGCCCUGGGAAAUCAGCACGGCAUUUAUUUUUUUUUCUAAAAAGGGCAGUGCAAUGGACGAACUCAGCCAGGCCCUCUCCGCCAGCUUCUCGGUCUCUCAGGAGCCCAACAGCACGUCGGCACCCCACCCUCGCCUUGCGCAGUACAAGUCCAAAUACAGUGUGCUGGAGCAGAGCGAGCGACGCCGCAGGUUCCUGGAGCUGCAGAAAUCGAAAAGGCUGAAUUAUGUAAACCACGCAAGAAGGCUGGCAGAUGGUGACUGGACAGGAGCAGACAGCGAUGAAGACCAGGUGGAGGAAGAGGAAUCAGAGGAGGGGAUGGAGAUUGGGGAGAAGAAGAAACUGCCAAAACACUAUGCCAAUCAGCUGAUGCUGUCGGAGUGGUUGGUGGACAUCCCCUCGGACCUGGCCACUGAGUGGCUAAUGGUGGUCUGUCCUGUUGGGAAGAGGUCUCUUAUCGUGGCAUCCAAGGGUUCAACUGCAGUCUAUACGAAAAGUGGCUACUGUGUGAACCGCUUCCCUUCCCUGUUGCCAGGUGGAAACCGGUGCAACUCUGCCAUGGGAAAAGAUUACACCAUCUUGGACUGUAUCUUCAGUGAAGUGGACAGGACAUAUUAUGUCUUAGAUGUCAUGUGCUGGAGAGGACACCCUGUGUAUGACUGCCAGACAGAGUUCCGAUUCUAUUGGCUCCAGUCGAAAAUGCAGGAGGAGGAGGCGAAGCUCGCAGAAAUAACCAAGAUCAAUCCGUUCCGGUUUGUUAGUCUACAAAGCGUCCCGUGCUCGGCUGCAUCCAUCUGUCAGGCCUUCGCUGCGGAGUACAGCUUCCAGGUGGAUGGCCUCUUGUUCUAUCACAGACAGACGCACUACACUCCUGGCAGCACCCCUCUGGUGGGCUGGCUGAAAUCCUAUAUGGUGCCAGACAUUCUGGGCCUGAAGGUGCCGGCUGGGCCUCUGACAGCUAAACCGGACUACGCAGGACAGCAGCUGCAGCAGAUUCUGGUGUAUAAGAAGGGGCCGCGCUCGGGGGAGGUGAGGCCGGGAGCAGAGAACGGAAGUUACGAGCUGGAGCACCUGUCUACUCCGCAGCAGCCAAGGGAGAAGACUGACACUCCGGGCAAAAUGGACACAACCCAAUCUAAAACCUAAACCCAGUUUACCUUCUCGUCAUUGUCUUUUCAAGGGUGACGAUUUACAAAAUUGUCACUUACAACAUACUGUGUAUCAGUUGCAGCUUUCAGCUUGCAAUCACUGUGAAGCUGCUGUUUCAGAGUACUUUGCUUUUUUCUUCGUGUCUGUUUUAAAGGAUUAAAUGAUACACAGGGCUAGAACAGAUUGAAGAUCUGCUUGUUUUAACAUCGAGCAGACGGUGCACAGGUAGUGCAUUUAUUUUGCUACCUGUUCAAUUACUGGCAACCUUACAGUUUCAGAUCAGAUAUUGAGUGAACUGAGGUGCAAAGAAAUACUGUUUUGGUAAAUUGGGUCAAGAUGCACAGUAGUGGUAUGAACCUGUGGUGAAUCUCCCUCUUGCAGCAUGCAAUUAAGAAGGAAACUGAGUUUGCAGAACUCAUGUGUUCACUUGUAGGCCAAAUAUCAGAUUUUGUUGACCCUGAUAUGGUUUUUAGAAUUGCAUUUAUAUAACUGUUAAAAGGAGGGGAAAGAAACAGUGUAAAGUUACAGGAACACACAGGAUAGAACUUUAAUUACUGAGAUCUUUAGUUGACAACACAGCAGUACAUCUAAUUCAUGUCUCUGCCAUGCACAUCUAUUCAUUUUAAGGUUGUAGGGAGAUUGUAAAUUAUUUAGAAAUGUAAGCUAUUUGUCUACCUAAAAAUCACAAAUAAAAUAUGCACAGUUCUUUUCUGCA
Messenger RNA from Polyodon spathula (Mississippi paddlefish), 3057 nucleotides. RefSeq names its product snurportin-1-like. Gene Ontology annotation, biological process: snRNA import into nucleus; protein import into nucleus. Lineage: Eukaryota; Metazoa; Chordata; Actinopteri; Acipenseriformes; Polyodontidae. Bases 1248 to 2339 code for a protein of 363 amino acids. Gene Ontology annotation, molecular function: protein binding; nuclear import signal receptor activity. The record is from RefSeq and is a predicted model, not a curated record. The transcript has 9 exons. Gene Ontology annotation, cellular component: cytoplasm; nucleus.